This is a messenger RNA of Rhincodon typus (whale shark), 2238 nucleotides long. RefSeq names its product NAD synthetase 1 (gene nadsyn1). Gene Ontology annotation, biological process: NAD+ biosynthetic process. Gene Ontology annotation, cellular component: cytoplasm. Gene Ontology annotation, molecular function: glutaminase activity; NAD+ synthase (glutamine-hydrolyzing) activity; ATP binding. The record is from RefSeq and is a predicted model, not a curated record. The transcript is spliced from 18 exons. Lineage: Eukaryota; Metazoa; Chordata; Chondrichthyes; Orectolobiformes; Rhincodontidae.
GCCAGACGCCGCGGAAGCGGGGCAGAAGAGACCGGCAGGAGUUGGAAAGAGCAGUCAUUGCAUUUGGCAUUGGGAAUCUAGGAAGGCAGCUGUGCACAGCCCUUCUGCAGCAUAGUACAACCUGACCCGGAAGAAAAGUAGGAAGAGAGGGAGUUAAUGGUUUGAAGAGGAUUGCAGUCAUUCUGAGAGCUCUCAGUUUUCUCUGUUCUCAGGUUUUGAUUGUAUGUCAACUCAUCGCAAUCUAUAACAGAGGGAAGUGAAGUCUCUUUGUGAAGUUUUCUGAAGCAGGGUCUAGGCCCGAAACGUCAGCUUUCCUGCUCCUCUGAUGCUGCUUGGCCUGCUGUGUUCAUCCAGCUCUACACCUUGUGAUCUCUUUGCACCAUGCUGGGAGGCAAAGUGACCCUGGCGACCUGCGCUUUGAACCAGUGGGCACUAGAUUUUGAAGGAAAUUUUCAAAGAAUUUUGAAAAGUAUUGAAAUAGCAAAAUCAAAAGGUGCAAAAUAUAGACUUGGACCUGAACUGGAAAUUUGUGGGUAUGGCUGCGCUGAUCACUACUUGGAAUCUGAUACAGUACUUCACUCAUUUCAAGUACUAGCAGAACUCUUGGUCUCUCCGGCCACUGAAGACAUAAUGUGUGAUGUAGGAAUGCCAGUCAUGUACAAAAACACCCUCUACAACUGUAGAGUGAUAUUUCUCAACAAGUAAGUUGUUCUUUACUGUACUGAUACUGUUCCAUUUGGUGAUGCUGUCAUUGAGACGAAGGAGACCUGCCUGGGCAGUGAAAUCUGUGAGGAGCUCUGGGUUCCCAACAGUCCCCACAUUACCAUGGCGAUGGAUGGGGUUGAGAUAUUUACCAAUUCUUCGGGGAGCCAUCACGUCCUUCGGAAAAAUUACGUGAGGGUUGACCUUAUAAAGUCAGCGACAGCAAAGAAUGGUGGUAUUUAUCUCCUUGCCAACCAGAAAGGCUGUGAUGGUGAUCGCCUGUAUUAUGAUGGCUGUGCAAUGAUUGCUGUCAAUGGACAUCUUGUGGCUCAAGGAUCCCAGUUUUCCUUGGACGAUGUGGAAGUUAUAACAACCACUCAGGAUUUGGAAGAUGUAAGAAGCUACGAUGCAAUCAGGAUAUCUGCAAGAUUAAUGGCAACUGAAGUACAGCUCUAUCCUCGGGUGAAAGUCGACUUUGCACUUUCGUCAGUUGGUGAUGUCUAUAUGCCCUCCAUUGAACCCAUUCAGAUCCGGUACCAUACACCUGAGGAAGAAAUCAGUCUUGGACCGGCCUGUUGGUUGUGGGAUUAUCUGCGACGUAGUUCACAGGCUGGAUUUCUUCUACCUCUUAGUGGUGGCAUUGAUAGCUCAGCUACAGCCUGUAUUGUCUAUUCCAUGUGUCAUCAGGUGUGCCUUGCUGCAAGUAAUGGAAAUCAGCAGGUGAUUGAAGAUGCCCGGAGGAUAGUGAAUGAUCCUCAGUAUGUCCCCAAGGACCCACGGGAAUUUUGUAACCGUAUCUUUAUCACCUGCUACAUGGCAAGUGAGAACUCUUCACGAGACACUUGCAAUCGAGCCAAAGAGUUGGCAGAGCAAAUAGGCAGCUAUCACAUAAACUUGAACAUUGAUCCGGCAGUGAAAGCUGUGAUGGGAAUAUUCCGCCUAGUAACUGGUAAAUCUCCACAGUUUGCAGCUCAUGGUGGCAGCAGAAGAGAAAACCUGGCCCUACAGAAUUUACAGGCAAGAAUUCGCAUGGUCAUCGCUUAUCUCUUUUCUCAGUUAUGUUUGUGGACUUCUGGAAAGCCUGGAGGCUCAUUGGUUCUUGGGUCAGCCAAUGUCGAUGAGAGCCUUCGCGGAUACUUGACCAAAUACGAUUGCUCCAGCGCUGAUAUCAACCCAAUUGGUGGCAUCAGUAAGACUGAUUUAAGGAGCUUUAUACAGUACUGUAUUGAAAACUUCCAGCUCACCGCACUGAGAAGCAUCAUGUCUGCUCCACCAACGGCUGAGCUGGAGCCACUUUCAGAGGGACAGACAUCUCAAACUGAUGAGGCUGAUAUGGGGAUGACAUACACAGAACUGUCUGUCUUUGGGAAACUAAGAAAGAUUGCAAAAUGUGGCCCUUACAGUAUGUUCUGCAAAUUGCUGUACAUGUGGAAAAGCAUCUGUACUCCAAGGCAGUAUCGUACUAUCAAUCAUCGAGUAGAUUCACGGUCCUUACGGCUUUAUCGGUGGUACUACUCUGACGCUUAUCAGUGGUAA